Messenger RNA from Phialemonium atrogriseum, 1464 nucleotides. RefSeq lists its product as uncharacterized. Lineage: Eukaryota; Fungi; Ascomycota; Sordariomycetes; Cephalothecales; Cephalothecaceae. The record is from RefSeq and is a predicted model, not a curated record. Bases 1 to 1464 code for a protein of 487 amino acids. The transcript is spliced from 2 exons.
AUGGUGGAGGGGGCGGCAAGCUGUAAUUUACCCACAGUCUCCCUGUCCGUGGGGAGCUGCAACCUGACCCUGCCGGACGGGCAUGUCUACUCGUACGGCAUCCGCAUCGGCGUCAACGGCACCCAGCUGUGCGCCUCCCCGUCGACCGUGGUAGCGAACCCGUUGCUGGAGCACGUCGACGUCUGCACGAGCCAGAAGAAAAUGACCCUGGGUGAGUGCCGCUCCCGGAGGGGCUCCUACUUGAAUACGUCCAACAUCCACACCGCGGCAGCCAGCGGGCUGGCCGAGAAGAACCCCAACUGGGUUACACUCAUGGGCGAUGACCAGCCCGCCUUCCAGCUGGCCACCGACUCGCCCAUCCAGCUCCAGGCCGACAUCCAAGCCGCGGUGCUAUCGGGCUGCAUCACACGGGGGGACCAACACACAAACUCGCACUUCCCCCUGAACGAGAACUCCCUGGUUAUAAAGGAGCUCCAGAUGAACGGCCUGAUCGCGGGCAACUCUUGGGCCCUGGACGUCGGGGACACGAGCAGGCGGGGACGCUUGACACUGGGCGGCUACCAACCGGGUAGGGUGGACGGGCCGUUCCAAGAGUACGACAUGCGGAAAUACGACCAGAAGCUGAAUGACCGCUAUUGCCCACUGCAGGUCACCAUCGCUCGGCUCGACUUUCGCGUCGGAAACCACUCGAUUUCACUGGUCAGCCCGGACCUGAAGGUGCCAGCCUGCAUAGAACCCUACGACAAGCUCACCAGAUUCCCCGAAUCCCUGCUCCGCGACCUGCGCAACUUCACCACGGGCGAAACCGGCUGGACAGAGGAACCGAACGACGAGGAAGGCCGGUACGGCGACCUCCUCGACCUCGAGCCGGGCCUCAUCUACCGCGUGGCGCCCAACUCGACCGUCGCCAUGUCCAUGGAGAUCACCCUGGACGGCGGCCAGAGGUUCGUCAUCCCGACGGACAGGCUCCUCGCCCCCCUGUCGGGCCUGGACCCGGACGGCGCCCCCGUGGUCAACGACGCGUUCCGAGAGGUCCAGGUGUACCGCGAGCCGGGGGUCGGGCUGGCCCCCGUCCUGGGCCGCUCGUUCCUGUCGCAGGCGUACCUCUUCGUCGACUACGGCGCGUUGACCUUCAAGCUGGGGCCGCUCUCGCCGGACGCGUCGGCGGCGGGCGGGGACGUGGCCUCGUCGGGGAGGUGCUCGGGAGGCGGCGGCGGCGGCGGCGGCGGAGGGAAGCUGGGCGGCGUCGCCAUCGGGCUGAUCGUGGUCGGGGUCGUGCUGCUAGCGGUGUGCAUCUGGGUGGUCUACAGAUGGGUAGCUGGGCGUCGCGAGUCGGGUGGGGAACCGACUGAGGCUCAGAAGCCCGGUCCUAAUUCGCCUGCCGAGCCUCCUAGUGUGGAUACUAACCCGCCUGCGGAUACUCAAAGGAAGAGACCGACGAUAGGGACAGAAAUGGUUCUCUAG